Messenger RNA from Saccharomyces mikatae IFO 1815, 510 nucleotides. RefSeq names its product lumazine synthase RIB4 (gene RIB4). Gene Ontology annotation, molecular function: 6,7-dimethyl-8-ribityllumazine synthase activity. The coding region runs from base 1 to 510 and encodes 169 amino acids. Gene Ontology annotation, cellular component: intracellular anatomical structure; mitochondrial intermembrane space; riboflavin synthase complex. Gene Ontology annotation, biological process: riboflavin biosynthetic process. The record is from RefSeq and is a predicted model, not a curated record. The transcript has a single exon. Lineage: Eukaryota; Fungi; Ascomycota; Saccharomycetes; Saccharomycetales; Saccharomycetaceae.
AUGGCAGUCAAAGGAUUAGGAAAACCAGAUCAAGUUUACGAUGGGUCCAAAAUUAGAGUUGGAAUUAUUCACGCCCGUUGGAACCGUGUUAUUAUCGACGCCCUAGUGAAAGGUGCCAUUGAAAGAAUGGCUUCUCUCGGUGUCGAUGAAAAGAACAUAAUAAUUGAAACCGUUCCUGGAUCUUACGAGCUGCCUUGGGGGACCAAGAGGUUUGUUGACAAACAGGCCAAGUUAGGGGAACCAUUGGAUGUUGUUAUCCCUAUCGGUGUUCUUAUCAAAGGUAGUACUAUGCACUUUGAAUACAUUUCAGAUUCGACCACUCAUGCAUUGAUGAGCCUACAGGAAAAGGUCGACAUGCCCGUCAUUUUUGGCCUUUUAACUUGUAUGACUGAAGAACAAGCCCUGGCUAGAGCAGGCAUCGAUGAGGCACACUCCAUGCACAACCAUGGGGAAGACUGGGGCGCUGCCGCUGUGGAAAUGGCUGUUAAAUUUGGUAAAAAUGCUUUCUAA